CGCGGUGAACGACCUCCAUUUUGUGAGAGCCAGUGGACCCGAGUCGACCGUCGUCCCGUGAGGAGAUCAAACCGACAAAUAACCGACACAAAAACUGAACUUAGCCGACGAUCAGCUUGUUAUCCAAGUCACUAUCCGAAAGGAAAGCAAAUCUUAUCGUAUGUCCGCUAUUCAGAACCUCCAAACCUUUGACCCCUUUGCUGAUGCAACUAAGGGUGAUGAUCGACUCCCAGCCGGGACAGAGGACUACAUCCACAUAAGAAUCCAGCAGCGGAACGGCAGGAAGACCCUCACUACUGUCCAGGGCAUCUCGGCCGACUAUGACAAGAAGAAGCUAGUCAAGGCCUUCAAGAAGAAGUUCGCCUGCAAUGGGACAGUGAUUGAGCACCCAGAGUAUGGUGAAGUAAUCCAACUUCAGGGUGACCAGCGCAAGAAUAUCUGCCAGUUCUUGAUUGAGAUUGACCUGGCCAAGGAGGAGCAGCUCAAAGUCCACGGCUUUUAGGAGCUGCCAGCAGCCCUCUCCCCUUCUGUCCUGGAAGGCCAUUAAGUGCCCCACCCCAACCCUCUUCCCCCUUUUCCUAUGCUCUGCUGUUGCUCUUCCUCCCCCUUCUCUCCCCUUCUGCAGUCCCCCCAGCUCCUAUUAAGUAACACGUGAAUUACCUCUGAAUAACAUGGGACUCUGUAACACCACUGUUCCCCUACAACACCAGGGGGCAGGCUUGCGCUCACAAAGACACACCACUGCAGCUCCACACAUCAGGGAUGAGUGGUGAUGACCCUCCCACUCACAUUUCCUCCAUGUCCCUUGCGUUUUAUUUCCUUUUUUCUUUUUAGGUCUUGUGCCGCAACGAGGCGCAGUUUCAUGUAAUGUUUUUGUUUUGUAUUUAAAGGUGUUUCAAUAAAACGAUGAGUCUCCAUAA
Messenger RNA from Cololabis saira (Pacific saury), 920 nucleotides. Its product is annotated as eukaryotic translation initiation factor 1b. The record is from RefSeq and is a predicted model, not a curated record. The transcript is spliced from 4 exons. Gene Ontology annotation, molecular function: RNA binding; translation initiation factor activity; ribosomal small subunit binding. Gene Ontology annotation, biological process: translational initiation. Gene Ontology annotation, cellular component: eukaryotic 43S preinitiation complex. Bases 161 to 502 code for a protein of 113 amino acids. NCBI's taxonomy places the organism in Eukaryota, Metazoa, Chordata, Actinopteri, Beloniformes, Belonidae.